This is a messenger RNA of Sceloporus undulatus (fence lizard), 1681 nucleotides long. It is a transcript of the gene MAD2L1, whose product is annotated as mitotic arrest deficient 2 like 1. The record is from RefSeq and is a predicted model, not a curated record. The coding region runs from base 191 to 808 and encodes 205 amino acids. Gene Ontology annotation, cellular component: nucleoplasm; cytoplasm; kinetochore. Gene Ontology annotation, biological process: mitotic spindle assembly checkpoint signaling. Lineage: Eukaryota; Metazoa; Chordata; Lepidosauria; Squamata; Phrynosomatidae. The transcript has 5 exons.
GGGGCGGGGUUGUCGAUUUUUGAAAAACGUGGCGGCGGGAAAGGCCUCCCGAGUCGCUUUCUUCGCCUUGGAAGGGGAGAGAAAUUGAAUAUUCUUUGGUAGGAGUGAGGGGGGAAACUGAUUCGUCGGGUGGUCGCCCGCCCGCCCGCGCCGCCGCUUCUCGUUCGAGUUUCUGACUCAGCGGGAGCCAAUGGCGAAGCAGCAGAGCAGGGAGCAAGGCAUCACCCUGAGAGGCAGCGCGGAGAUUGUGGCGGAGUUCUUCUCAUAUGGCAUCAAUAGUAUUUUAUACCAACGUGGGAUCUAUCCUGCUGAAACCUUCACACACGUUCAGAAAUAUGGACUCACUAUGCUUGUAACAGCAGACUCUGAACUUAAAAACUACCUGAAUAAUGUGGUGGGGCAACUGAAAGAAUGGCUCCAUGACUGCCUGGUUCAACGGCUAGUAGUGGUGAUCUCUAAUAAAGAAACGAGUGAAGUUCUUGAAAGGUGGCAGUUUGAUAUUGAAUGUGACAAAAGUGCAAAGGAUGAAAAUGUCCCAAGACAGAAAUCUCAGAAAGCAAUACAGGAUGAAAUUAAAUCUGUUAUCAGGCAAAUAACAGCUACUGUGACGUUUCUUCCACUAUUAGAAGCUACCUGUGCAUUUGACUUACUAAUUUUCACAGACAAGGACUUGGAAGUGCCAGAAAAAUGGGAGGAAUCAGGACCACAGUUUAUUGCCAACUCAGAAGAAGUCCGUCUUCGUUCCUUCACAACCACAAUACACAAAGUAAACAGUAUGGUGGCCUACAAAAAGGACACUUUUCCAUGACAUAACAAAUAACACUGUACAUAAAUGUCCUCUUGUAAAGUUUCUGAGCUAGUUGUAAUUAAUUUCUAAAUAGAUCCUGUCACUAUUGUUCUGUUGCAGUCUAGAUACAAAUAUGUAAAAUGUACAUAUUUCAUAUUUUGUCAAAUUCCCUAAGACUGAUGCUUUACCAUAAGGUAUCUUCCAUAUAUUCCAAAUUGCACAAGUCUGUAAUUUGUCUAUGGGUAAGCAAUCAGGUCAAUACACCAUUCUGCUUUUAAAAUACUGAGUGGGUGAUCUAGAAUCACAGUCUUAAGAAUUGCACUGUGGAUAUAUUGCCAAGAAUCCUGGAAUCUUUCUUUUAUUAUGUAACAGAAUUCUCUUUUCUUGAUUUCUACCUAAUAGUAGUUGUAAUUUGGAAGUGGGAGGGAUGUCUAUUUUAAUGUGUUUUGUAGAAUAAAGUUUCAAAACAUAAAAUGUUCAAGAAAGCUAUUAGUUUUUUCUUGAGCUUUAUAACUGGCUUAUAUAGGUUGGGUUCAAAGUAUCCUAGAAAUAAAUAUACUUCAUAUUGCCCAAUUGUGUAUAUAAAUGCUUUGAAUUAAAACUGUUGACAUAAUAUGUAAGCCAGAUUUGGGUCCAGUUGUGAUUCUGCCAUUGUAGGAAACUCCCACAACGUAAGGCCAGGUGCUGGGUUUUGAACACUGUCAAUCUCCUAUGACUCUUGAUAAACUUUUUGAGUUCAUAAUCCUCAAGUAUAGUACAGGACAUGGUUCUGAUGACUGGUACAACAGGGAUAUUAGUAGCAAGCAGUUUAUUGGCCUUGCAUGAAAAAAACCUGUCUCCAAAUUACCAUUAAAUACAAUCUUGGCCAACUACCAGUAGUAAAAACAAGAGCGU